Molecule: messenger RNA, 740 nt
Organism: Dalotia coriaria
Lineage: Eukaryota; Metazoa; Arthropoda; Insecta; Coleoptera; Staphylinidae
Product: lipase 3-like
Exons: 2
Coding region: 1-624 (207 amino acids)
Source: RefSeq, a predicted model, not a curated record
AUGGCUUACAUGAAGGACGCCUCCAACGAGAUGUACAAGACCAUUGCUGAACACAUUCAGUCCAAACCCUGGUUGUUGAAGAACCUUGGUCAAAACGAAUUCCACCCUACCAACGAGUUCAUGUCUGUUGCCGGUCAAGAUUCCUGCGUCGCCCGUGGUGUUAACGAACGCAUCUGCCAGAACCCCUUCUUCUUGAUCAACGGUUACGAAUCUGACCAGAUGAACAUGACCACCGCUGAACGUUACGCCCAGCGUCUUCCCGCUGGUGCCUCCACCCGUCAGGUCCUCCACUACGCCCAGAUCUACAAAUCUGGUCGCUUUGAGAAGUUCUCCGAUGACCUGAAGCAGCUCAACCAACAGCAAGGUCAGCAGAACAAGCAGACCGGUCAACAGGGCGAUCAGACCGAGGAGUACGCCCUUGAGAAGAUCUCCACUCCCAUGUACCUCGUCUACUCCGCUCAGGAUAAGAUCUCCACCAAGGAGAAUGUGCAGUACCUUAAGCAGAAACUGCCCCAGGUCGUGCGUGAUAUUGAGAUGCAGCAGACCAAGAACAACAUGGACUUGCUCUUCGGCAAGAACGUCAAGAACGUCUACGAGACUGUCCAGAACAUGCUCAAGAACUAAGCUUACAAAUUCAAUCAAAAUUUACCUCAAAACUGUAUAAAGAUUAUAUUUAGGAGCAAAGGUUAUCAAAAUUUUAAUCAAAUUUGAAAUAUAUUUGGGUUCUGUGAGAGUUAUAA